AUGCUGAAUGGACAAACUCACCGUGUAAGUUUGGAGAAUAGGACAUGUUCUUGCAGGAAGUGGGACAUAACUGGAAUACCAUGUAAGCAUGCUCAUGGUGUGAUGUUGAAGCUGAAGCUUGACCCUGAAGACUAUGUCUGUUAUGGUUCCGGACACCUAUGUGGAGAAGAAACUACACUGACGGACUUAUUCCAGUUAGGGGUUCGAGGUUUUGGCCAGCAACAGAUGCUCCGGAUGUACAUGUACCUCCUCCUAAAGAGAAACCAGCUGAAGAAGAAACCGGGACUGAGCAGCAACAGAACCAGGAAAAGAAGCAGGGAAGAAGAAGCUCACCAAGGCUGA
This is a messenger RNA of Microthlaspi erraticum, 342 nucleotides long. The record is from the annotation of a GenBank genome assembly. NCBI's taxonomy places the organism in Eukaryota, Viridiplantae, Streptophyta, Magnoliopsida, Brassicales, Brassicaceae.